AACCAUCAACAACCUUAUCACUUCUAAAUCUACUAGCUCCCCUACGAUUAACUGGGGUAACUGGGAGAAGGAUUUCAAAACGGAAAUAAGGUUAGACGAACAUUUUAGCAGACUCCAAAAUGGCUACGAAACACGACUUGGAGAUUCUCAACAGCGUUUUCAACCCUCUGUUGCCCAUUGGAGAGUGUCCUUUCGAUGAUAUUGUGGAUGCAGAAUUAAAAGAUGAAGAAGAAUUGACCGACUCUGUUAUCGAGGCCAAGAAAUUGGAAAUUGAAGCUGUAAAGAAAGCCGAGGCUGGGAAUGUGGAUGAAGCAAUCGAAAUUUUCGGUCAGUGCAUCCAGUUAGCUCCAAGACGUCCAUCCGGAUAUAACAAUAGAGCACAAGCAUACAGAUUAAAAGGAAAUAUUCCCGCUGCUCUGGAAGAUUUGAACAAUACACUGAACCUGAGUGGAGGUAAAGGCAAAUCAGCCUGCUUAGCUUAUUGUCAGCGAGCUCUUAUCUAUCGAUUACAGAACAAACAAAAGGAAGCAGUGGCCGAUUUUGAGAAGGCUGCAGCCUUAGGAAGUGAAUUUGCCCGAUCGCAGCUGGUUCUGAUGAAUCCGUAUGCAGCUCUGUGCAACCAGAUGCUUCGAAAAGUAAUGGCGCAAUAUCGUUAAGCAAAAGGAGUUAUAUCACAAACUAUUUUAUUUAAAAAAUAUAUCCAAGUAACCCUUUUAUGAAGAAUUAUUGAUGCACUGGCAUUGUUUGGUUUGGAAUAUAUAUAUAUAAAAAAUUCUAGUACAUAUAUGGUUUAAAAUCAUAACUUACUAGUUUUAUAUUAUUAUCAUGCUACUUUUGUACUAAAAAAAAUGUACUA
Messenger RNA from Argiope bruennichi, 856 nucleotides. Its product is annotated as tetratricopeptide repeat protein 36-like. Gene Ontology annotation, molecular function: protein binding. Bases 120 to 656 code for a protein of 178 amino acids. Gene Ontology annotation, biological process: cilium assembly. The transcript is spliced from 3 exons. The record is from RefSeq and is a predicted model, not a curated record. NCBI's taxonomy places the organism in Eukaryota, Metazoa, Arthropoda, Arachnida, Araneae, Araneidae.